This is a messenger RNA of Drosophila takahashii, 2087 nucleotides long. It is a transcript of the gene sub, whose product is annotated as subito. The record is from RefSeq and is a predicted model, not a curated record. Gene Ontology annotation, cellular component: nucleus; kinesin complex; microtubule. Gene Ontology annotation, biological process: microtubule-based movement. NCBI's taxonomy places the organism in Eukaryota, Metazoa, Arthropoda, Insecta, Diptera, Drosophilidae. Gene Ontology annotation, molecular function: ATP binding; microtubule motor activity; ATP hydrolysis activity.
AGUUGGCAGCACCCUGGCUUCUGAAAAAUAGCGCGAAAGGGAAAAAAUAUCCUUAAUAUCCAUUAAACCCAGCCAUGGAAGACAAGGAGGACGUUGCGGAGGUGCCGAAGCGCGAGACGCGCUCCUUCCUGAUGGCCCGCGAUCCGUCCAUCGACCGGCGCUUUCGGCCGCGUCCAAACAAGAAGAUGCGUCUGUUCGACAACAUUCAGGAGUCGGAGGAGGAGAGCUACUCGGAGUACUCGGACACGGAAUCGGAGUACAAGUACCAGACGAGCGGCACGACAGACGGCGCCUCGUGCGCCACCAGUGCGGCGGACAGCAGCAGCGUGGAGACGGGACCUCAGGUCUUCCUGCGCAUGCGUCCCGUGAAGGAUGCCUCCAAGGCGUACAUUGUCUCGGAGGAGGCCAACGUCCUGAUCACCAGCUGCAAGGUGGACUCCACCAGCAACAACGUGAACCGCAUGGAAAAGCACUUUGGCUUCACCUCCAUUUUCGACAGCACCGUUGGGCAGCGGGACAUCUACGACACCUGUGUGGGCCCCAAGAUCAUGGAGGAGGAGUGUGUGACCAUCAUGACGUACGGCACUUCGGGCUCCGGCAAAACCUACACUUUGCUGGGCGACGAUGUCCGUGCUGGAAUCAUUCCACGUGCCCUGGAGAACAUAUUCACCAUCUACAAGGGCACCAUCUUCCACUCGCCCAAGCUAAAGCUGAUCAACGGCUGCAUCGUCUUUCUGCAGGACGACGCCUCGCUCAAGGAGCUGCAGAUUCGGAAGAAGCUGUUGGACCUGUGCCCGGAUAUCAGUGCCCAUCACAAGCGUUUGAAGCAGGUCAUCGAUGGGGAUCACACGUUCGAGACUAAAACGUCCACCGACGUUUCCGUCCUGGUUUGGGUCUCCUUUGUGGAGAUCUACAACGAACUGGUGUACGACUUGCUGGCCAUUCCUCCGAAACAGGAUAAGCUGGGUGAGGUGCCGCGGAAAAACCUGAAGAUUGUGGGCAACAAGGGCCAGGUGUUCAUCAAGGGACUGACCAGUGUGUUCGUGACGAGCAGCGAGGAAGCGCUGCGCCUGCUCCGGCUGGGUCAACAGCGCUCCACUUACGCCUCCACCUCGGUGAACGCCAACUCAAGUCGCUCGCACUGUGUGUUCACUGUGGACAUACUCAAGUACAAUCGCUCGGGCAUCACCACCCAGAGUUCGUACAAAUUCUGCGAUCUGGCGGGUUCGGAACGCGUGAACAACACGGGAACCUCGGGCCUGCGUCUGAAGGAGGCCAAGAACAUCAACACCUCGCUGAUGGUGCUCGGUCGCUGCCUGGAUGCGGCCAGCACAGUGCAGAAGAAGAAAAACGCCGACAUCAUUCCAUACCGCGACUCCAGACUCACGAUGCUGCUGCAAGCGGCCUUGCUGGGCAAGGAGAAGUUGGCCAUGAUCGUGACGGUUACCCCGCUGGACAAAUACUACGAAGAGAACCUGAACGUCCUGAACUUCGCCUCCAUCGCCAAGAAUAUCAUCUUCAAGGAACCCGUAGUCAAGCAGCAUCGCGUCAGCUUCUGCGGCUUCAUGGAAUUCUCAAAGAUGUCAACGUACGAAGGCGACGACUACACCAAGGAGCUGGAGGACGAGAACGUCCGCCUGCGUUUGGAGAUUGAGCAGUUGCGGUACGAUCAUGUGCUUCAAAUGCAACUUCUGGAGGAGAAACUGCGCAGCGAACUCACUGCAACCUACCAGGAGAUAAUCCAGAACAACAAGAAGCAACAUGAAGACGAGUGCGAGAAGAAGCUACUGAUAGCACAAAGGGAAUCGGAUUUUAUGCUCUCCUCUCAAAAGCGGCGGUUUGAAGAACAAAUAGAAGACCUCAAGGACGAGAUAGAGGAAUUAAAAAAUCCCACCAGCGACACGGACAGUUCCGAUGAUCCAAACGAAUCCAAGUCUCCCAUCGAAAUCAUCGAUGAUGAUUAGAUUCUUCAAUUCACAAUGUUUAAUUAUUUAAGUGUUAAGUGAUUUUUUAAUUUUAAUUUAUGUUUCAAAUCGGAUGUGUUGUGGAGUUGCCGAGUUAUCCAAUAAAUGUGUAAAUGAUUAGAU